Messenger RNA from Lepus europaeus (European hare), 3458 nucleotides. It is a transcript of the gene ZNF597, whose product is annotated as zinc finger protein 597. The transcript is spliced from 4 exons. The coding region runs from base 1 to 1344 and encodes 447 amino acids. Lineage: Eukaryota; Metazoa; Chordata; Mammalia; Lagomorpha; Leporidae. The record is from RefSeq and is a predicted model, not a curated record.
AUGGAUGCAGUGCUGGCCUGCAAUGGCGCGGCCGGGCUGCGGUCCCGGGGUACACGGCCCAGGGGACACUUCGAGGCGGAGGCCAGCGACGUGGCCUACCACUGCGCCCUGACCUCGCGCGAGGCUGGCCGGGGCCGUCGCCUUCGUCGUCGUCGCGUCGCGUCGCGUCGCGAUUGGGCGUCGCCUUCUGUCGCUGCUGCCGGGGUAGCGGGAGGCUCUCGUUCGUCCCGGAGCAGAGGGGAAGGCAAGACUGAGAUUAAUCAGCAGUUAAACCUAGAGUCAAUGGAACUUGAUGAGCUUACCCUAGAAAAUUACUGCACUGCUGCACCGCUUGUCUAUUACUCAGAAAAAUCCUCUGAGGAUGGAGUUGAAAACCCUGAAAGGAAAAUAUCAGUGGGAACUCCCACUUGCAAGAAAAGGUUCAUAAGCCUUUUGGUUACCAUUGAAAACCAUACUCCAUUAGUAGAACUAUCUCAAUGUUUAGGAACCAGAGAACUUUCUGAAAUUCUUGAAUUUCCCUGGGAAGAAACUAAAAAUGUGUACAAGUGUCCUGAAUGUGACCAAAGCUUCAGCGACAAUUCUUACCUUGUUUUGCAUCAGAAAAUUCACUCAGUAGAGAAAAAAUAUAAAUGUAGUGACUGUGGGAAGAUCUUCAAUCACAGAGCCAACCUGAGGACACACAGGAGAAUCCACACUGGUGAGAAGCCUUAUAAGUGUGCCAAGUGCAGUGCUAGCUUCCACCAGCAGUCACAUCUGUCCCAGCACAUGAAUAGCCAUGUAAAGGAGAAACCCUAUUCUUGUGGCAUAUGUGGAAGAAGUUUUAUGUGGCUUCCAGGAUUGGCACAGCAUCAGAAAAGCCACAGUGCUGAGGAAGCCUAUGAAUGUGCCAACCCUGAGAAAUACGUUGUUCAGAAAACAAAUCUUGCUUUGCAAGAGAAAACACACUCAUCAGCUACCCCAUACCAGAACACUCAGUGUGUGAGCACUUUUGGGCAGCUCUCAUGCUCUGCCCUCCCAGAGAAGGGCCACGAGGAGGAUUCUGAAGGCUGCAGCAAUGACCAUGAAAACUUUUCUUUCUCAAAAUUCAAACCCUUACAGUGUCAGGAGUGUGACACGACUUUUCCUUGUUUCUUUGAGCUUGUUUCUCAUCAGAACACUCACACAGAAGAGCCCCACAAAUGCAAAACGUGUGCAGAAAGCUUUCCAUCAGAUUCCGAACUUGCACGCCAUCGGAAGAGCCACAUGGAAGAGGGACCUUUUAAAUGUGCCAUAUGUGGAAAAAGGUUUAGGGUGAAUAUGCAUCUCAUUAUGCAUAAGCAAACUCAUAGGGAAAACACCAAGUAAAUGUAACACGUUGUCAUUCAUGCUUGGGCUUUUCAGUAUCUACACGGGGCGGGAUGGGGGUGAGAGUUGCUAUUUAUGUGCCAGACAUCUUGCUAAGCACCUUAAACACAUUCCACAUAAUGUAUAAUUCUUAGCACGACCUUAGGUUAUAUUCUAUGUGAGAGCCGAAGAGCAUAAUCAGGAUCACAUAGCCAGGACUGAAACUCAGUUACGGUUCACAUUCCGUUUUUAUGAGCCAGAGGACAAUACAGAACUUUUUCUUUAAGUUUUCAUUAAAAUAAAGGUUGUUGCUAGAGUUCUCCUUUUGUUUACAUGGUUUCUAAGUACAUUUUAGAGGAGAAUUUAAUUUUUUUGCAGAUAUGGUAUCUAGGAAAGUAAAUGUUUUUAUACUUUUUUGGUAUAACUAUUUGAAUGUAAUAUUUGUAUGAUGUUAUUCUUAACAUGUGAAUUUCUAGAGGAGUUGAGAAGCUCUUCCUCCCUGACCCCCUAAAAAGUUCCCAAAGGGUGCACUAGUUGAUAUUUUGACAGUUAUUACUAUCUAUGGAGUUCCCAUUCUCAGAUCUGACAUCAGGGGGAGGUACUGGCAUCUAUGACUCAAAUAUUUCUAAGGAGCUUUAGUGAUUUCACUAUAAUGCUUUCCUGGAGGCUGGACCUGAUUUAAAGGUAGAGUAGGGAGGGAAAGGACUUGCUUGUCUCUACAGGAGAUAGCCUUCAAAUCUCAACUGAAGCAGGCCGUCUAUCUUGCUGUGAAUAAUCAUGACUGGUUUUUACUGAAUAUGUUAUUUACAUGAUUUAAGCUUUAGAAUAAAUCUGUGACAGAGAAAGGACUAUCCUUGUUUCAUAGCAAUGAGGAAACCGAAGGCCUCUGAGGAAAAGUCAGUACUUUGCCCUGCAUGCAAGAAAUCACACGGUGAUGAAACUGGCAUUUAAACUUGGGUGUCUCUAAUUCCAAAGGCCACAGGUUCUGUGAUACUGCAUUUCUUGUUGGUAUCCAUGGCCCAUGAUAGAACUAUAAGCAAUCAGGGAGGCUGAGAUAGGGAGGUGAGCCUGGCCAGCCUGGAGAAUGACCUGUGAGCUUACAUUCCGGAACCCCUUUGUUCCCUUUCAUUACCCACGCCUGACUGACCUAUGCUGUUACAAGGCAACAGAAGGCUCCCCAAGACUUCAAGUUUGAACUCCCAUCCCUGUCAUCCAAGCAGAGAUUCCAGGCUACACAGAAUACAUCCUGAAAGUUUUAGUUGGUUUUUUUUUUAAAGAAGUAACAUUUCCUCUCCAUCUCCAAAGAAAAAUAAUUUAGAAAAUUGUUAGAUUUUUAACCAAAAUACUUGAUAGUAUAUGUCUAGAAACAGCUAUUACAAAUAUUGGAAAAAAUAUUGUUAAAUAGUGUGUUAUUAAUGUUAAAGAACCAGAGAAUGUUGUAAAUAUAUAUUCAUAUAGGUUUCUCUUUAAAGCCAAAGUGAUUGUAUACCUAUCAGCAAACUAAUAUUUAUGUGGGCCUUUGGGAUAGAAGAAUGAUCUUAUUGUAUUUAGACACUGCAAAGGUACAUUAUUUAUUAAAAUGGAAUUAUUGGGAAAUCUCAUUAGCAAAAACAAAAGCCUCUUGAAGACUAAUUGGAGGACAGUACAACUGAACGUGCCAAAGAUGCUGCCCACUACACCUAAGCCCUAACACUUAACAGGGGAAGAUCAUGCUGGUGAGUGAAUCAGUAGCCUUAACCAAACUUGCCUUUUCUCUUUUCCCUUCUUGUCAUUCUUGUUUUGUGUUUGCAAAGCCACUCUUAAGACCAAAUACUCUGGCUGUCAAGGUCAGACUUGCCUCUUCUGCUUUCACCCGACUACCGGGGUCUGUGUGGCUGUGUGGUGACUCCGAGCCCCUUGCCCCCAGCACACUCCUCCUCUCAGAAAGGAAUCCACUGCAACAUUGUUGAGAAAUCAACUGCAACAGUUUCCCAUGUCUCCACUGUCAGGAUACCAACCUGCCAAGGCUGCAAAGUCUUAAAUUUUAAAAUAUGCCUUCUGAUCUCUUCAGUUGGCCUCUCAGUGAGGUACUUCAGGUAGUACAGAAAGAUGGCCUCCAUUUAGUUUUUUUUUUUUUUUUUUUUUUUUUUUUUUUU